AUGGAAAAGAUAAUCCAGGUCAUUCUUUUCGACUCAAGUGAUUUCACUGAGUUUGGUGACGAUAAACAGGUGCUCGCAUUGGCGUCCUCCGACAGCGCACCCGUAUUCACCACCACUAAAGUCGUUGUUCAAGGUCAAGGUAAAGUAUUCAAAGAUGUGAUUGAGCCACUAGAAAGAGUUAACGCUAACACAGUCGCAACUACAAGGGAGAUAUUAGAGACCUUGGAUCACCACAAGAGGAGGUUCUACACAUUAACAACAGUAGUUAAUGAGAGGAGGUGGGAGAAGAUGAAGGAUAAACUGCACACUGAUAUUGAUUCAUUCAAAACUUUUGUUGUUUGA
This is a messenger RNA of Dioscorea cayenensis subsp. rotundata (Guinea yam), 342 nucleotides long. Its product is annotated as psbP-like protein 1, chloroplastic. The transcript is spliced from 3 exons. Bases 1 to 342 code for a protein of 113 amino acids. The record is from RefSeq and is a predicted model, not a curated record. Lineage: Eukaryota; Viridiplantae; Streptophyta; Magnoliopsida; Dioscoreales; Dioscoreaceae.